GCAUACUUUAUAUUGGAGCACUACAAGAAUCUACUCAAUUAUGUUAAUGUUGAUGGAGAAACUCCUCUUUAUGUCUUGGCCAGAAAGCCUAACUUGUUCAAAAGCAGCUCACAGCUUGGAUUCUAUGAAUCAAUUAUCUACCAUUUUGUAUUUGUUGAUAAUCUGAAGAACCAACCAAUACAUAAUCCAAAGGACACCCAGAUUGAUGACUCAAGUGAAGAGAAUUUCCCAGAAAAUUACCAGACGUGUGUGAGAAUCUUCCGUCUAAUUAUGGGAUCCAAUUUCCAAUAUCUAUAAAGCAGGCUGUUUAAGAUCCAAGAAAGAAAAAAGUGCUUUAACAGAUACAGAAGAUCCAGAUCCAUCGUAUAUGGAUCAUGGAGUUCCAAUAUAUGAGAGUUUUUUGGGUGGUUGUUCAAGACCCAAGAUAAAAAAUCCCCCUUCUACUAAUGAAAGCAAAUAUUAUGAUUCCUAUCCUCCCAAUUACACUACUUGCAUUUCGAUUCUCAAAUUUGCCACAAGCGUCCUUUCAGCUCUUGGACUUGGAUUGUCCACGAUAAGAAAUGUUCAAGACAAGAAAGUUGGGCACUCUCAUGGGAUGCAGAUGAUGCACAAAAUGAUUGAGUGCGAACCAAGUUACGUAUAUGAUAGCGUCCGCCAGCAGCAGAAGCGUGGUAACUGGAUCACUGUCCCACCUAUUGCAGAUGUAGUGAAAAUGAUUGAGUGGGAACCAAGUUACAAAUACGAUAGCAUCGACCAGCAGCAGCGUGAUAAUGUAGUAAAGGGCAGCACCCCACUAUUAGAAGCAGCUAAGAUGGGAAUCCUAGAAAUGGUGAAAGGCAUACUCAACGCAUUUCCGGUGGCCAUCAGUGAUCAAGACUCAGACGGCAAGAAUGUGCUGAUGGUAGCAGCGGAGAACAAGCAAAUCGCCGUUUUUGAUUUUCUGAUUCAGAGAAAGCUCCCCGAAUAUGUCUUCUAUGACUUCGAUUAUCAUGGAAACAGCGUCCUUCACAGCGCAGCGAUCCUGAGACCUGACCAGACAUGGAGCAUUCCUGUUGCUGCUUUGCAAAUGCAAUGGGAGAUCAAAUGGUAUGAGCAUGUGGCGAAAUCAGUUCUACCGCAGCCUUGCCAUAACCAAAAUGCAGAGGGCGAGACUCCGAGCCAGAUCUUCACAAGAACACAUUCACGUCUAGUCAAGUUAGGAAAAGAAUGGCUGAUAAAAACCUCGGAGUUUUGCACGGUGGUUGCGGCUCUCAUCGCCACCGUUGCAUUCGCCACGUCAGGGACGGUCCCGGGCGGCUUCCACCAAACCUACGGCUACCCGAUUCUCAAGGACGAGCCGGCAUUCAAGAUUUACUCCAUUGCUUCGCUCGCUGCGCUGAGCCUGUCCAUCGCCACUCUCUUCUCCUUCUUCUCCAUCAUGAUUUCGAGAUUUGAAGAGCGCGAUUUCGAGCGAGACCUGCCGAGAAAGCUGCUGGUGGGGCUGACUUGUCUGAUUCUUUCCAAAGCUGCGAUGCUGGUCUCCUUCUACGCGGGGCAUAGUUUUAUACUGGUGGACAAGCUGAGGGUCUCUGCAACGCCGAUAUAUGUAGCUGCUUCGUUGCCCAUUAUGCUGUUCGUGAUGGCCAAGAACAUUGAUCUUGUUUUGGUUUACUACAGGAUUUUGAUGGGCCGCAGCUACAAGGUGUUCCCUCACUAAGCAAUGAAUUCUAUACUAUACCUUUGAAUUUGUUUAGUAGAGUGGAUAUUUCAGAAUGAUAAUAUUAUGGGACAUUUAAUAGUGAAUGGAGGGAGUCGUUGACAAGCAUUGAUUUGGUAAUGUCAUGUUAUCU
Messenger RNA from Salvia hispanica, 1829 nucleotides. RefSeq lists its product as uncharacterized. NCBI's taxonomy places the organism in Eukaryota, Viridiplantae, Streptophyta, Magnoliopsida, Lamiales, Lamiaceae. Gene Ontology annotation, cellular component: membrane. The record is from RefSeq and is a predicted model, not a curated record. Gene Ontology annotation, molecular function: protein binding.